GCUGGCUUCCUGGGUUGGGUGUUUCUCUGAGCGAAGCCAUUAGCUGUGAGGCGGCAAGUUCAGUCCCUCUCUUUGGCUGGCUGGGCCAGAAAGCUUCGGGAGGGAGUGAUCCCUCCAUCUCUUCUCCUCCCGCCAGUGCUAGACUCGGGCAGCAGCUGCAGGAGGCCAGCCCUUGGGCGGGAGACCAGAGCUCCGGCUGGAGGCGAGGGCGGAGGCUGACUGACCACAGACAGACUGCAGGGAGGACGGUUGCAGAGAGGGCGGGCAGGAGAGACAGCAGCGCCCCACGGCUUGAGCUGGCGAGGCUUUGGGAGCGGGCCCUGCCCAGAUUGUGGCCGCGACAGCAGCUCCCUGUGGAGGUCCCCGAAGAAGCACCCUUCCUCCUUGGCACCCCAGCGGCAGUGAGUCGGAACCGGGGUGAGAGCGUUCGAACUAGGGGUGGCUGCGCUCGGCUCCUCCUCUCGUACUCUGGAGCCUGUGGGAGCCAGGCCCUCCCUCGGCCUCUCUCCGCCUCUGACCCUCCCUCCCUCCUUGCUGUGCCUGGGUCGGAGGUGCCGGGACGCCUGGGUCCUUGGGCUGGUCAGGAGGGGCAGAGUGGGAAGCUGCCUUCGUCAUGGUGCCCGCCGGAGGUGUCUAUGCGGUGAAGAAGAGGAAGAAGCCGGUGCCAAAGAGUCCCAAGCCCCCCCCUCCUGAAGGUGCCAAGUCCAACCCUUCGAAAAGACACCGGGACCGCCUGAAUCAGGAACUCAACAGGCUGACCAACUUGUUGCCCUUUCCUGAGGAUGUCCAGGCCCGGCUGGACAAACUCUCCAUCCUCAGGCUGACUGUGGGUUACCUGAAGGUAAAGAGCUACUUCACAGCCAUUUUGAAGAACCCUAGCGCAGGUCAGCCCGAAGAGCAAUCUGCAAAUUCAGGAGGGGAUGUCAAGAUGCCUCCCGACAUCAACAAAGAUGCCUUUUCUGAAGGGGACUUGCUUCUUCAGGCUCUCCAUGGUUUUCUAAUUGCAGUCACUGCAGAUGGAUAUAUCUUCUAUGUCUCUUCUACUGUGCAGGAUCACCUGGGAUUUCAUCAGUCAGACAUCAUUUACCAGAGCAUAUUUGAGCUGAUCCACACCGAUGACAGGACCACGUUCCAUCACCAGCUGCACUGGUCCCUGAAGCCCACGUCAUUCAGGGAAGCAGAGCAAGACUCCAGAUCUCUGCCUGAGAAUGAAAGCCCUCUGAACAGUGGUACCACCACCUGUGACCCUCAGCACCUGCCACCAGAGAAUUCUUCCUUUCUAGAGAGAAGCUUUGUCUGCCGAUUGCGCUGUUUGCUGGACAACUCUUCAGGAUUUAUGGCUUUGAAUUUCCAUGGUCGGUUGAAAUUCCUCCACGGGCAGAAUAAAAGAGCUAAAGAUGGAUCCUUCAUGCCACCUCAGUUGGCUCUGUUUGCUUUAGCAGUGCCCCUCCAGCCUCUCUUCCUCCAGGAACUCCGGACCAAGAUAUAUUUUUUUCAGACCAAACAUAAACUGGACUUCACACCAAUGGCUUGUGAUGCCAGAGGAAAGGUGCUUCUGGGUUACACAGAAACUGAGUUGUACAGGACAGGCUCUGGAUACCAGUUGGUCCAUGCAGCAGACAUGAUGUAUUGUGCUGAAAAGCAUGCAAAAAUUAUGAAGAUAGGUGAGAGUGGAAUGGUCAUCUUCAGGCUGCUUACCAAGAAGGCUGGCUGGCUGUGGGUCCAGUCCAAUGCCAGGCUCAUGUAUAAAGGAGGUCGACCAGACUGCAUCGUUGCUCGGCAGAGAGUGCUCUCGAAUGAAGAAGGAGAGGAACAUCUGCACAAGAGGGCCUCCUCAACCUUUAACUUCACCACAGGGGAAGCUAUUUUGUAUGAGAACAACCUUCCAGGCUUCCUCAACUCUCUCCAUCCCAGGAAGGAAUUCAGGGCAAAGAAAGAAGUCAACCCCAAUUCCCGUUUGGGGGCCAUGAUGCAUCAAGAUGAAUCUGUGUAUGUUUCCCAGGCUAUCUCUGUGCCCUCGUUCUCCCUUACUGAUGUUAUUCAAGCCCCCAGGGAAUGGGGUUGGGGUUCCAAUGACAAGGAUGAAAAGCUCAUCAAAGAGGACAGUGAUUCCCUUUUGACCAUCAUUGAGACAUUAUUUGAGAAAAAUGAGACUGGGAAUGACAUCUACAAAAGUGCCCCAAAUUUGGAUGCUGAUGACCUCAAAUUAUGGAGACGGGAGGAGCACAUGUUCCUAAUGAACCAACUGGGAUCCCCAAGCUUCCAGGGAAGACUUGAGCAGGGAGUGUCCUCUGUUAGGGAUGAGGUGAUAAUCUCACCAGAGAAUGGAAAGUACAUGGACUUCUCACCACUGAACAUCACAAUGUCUUUACAGUCACCAAGGCAACAAGCUCCAUUGAUGAGAACAUCUUGCAAAAACACUCCAAAUAAUGCCCUUCAGUACUUACUCACAAACUCCACCAAGGAGAAGGAUGCAGGCCAUUCCCAGGAACACUACUGGCAUUCCUUGGGCCCUGAUGCAGUUGUUCAUUUGCCUCCUAGAUUUCAGGAAAUCUUACCAGACUUCCCCCAGCAGACAGAUGGACAGAGUUAUGAUAGUCCUUUGCCCUUUGAAAAGAGCCCAAAUUCCAUGUCUACCCCUAAUAUACCGGGAGCAUUUGGACAACCAAGCUCCAUGUCCGCUUUCUCACAUGGCACCAGUCAGUAUCCCCUGGAACCAAGCCUAGGCAAUGCUACAACCCCAUUUCCACCAAAAAGCACAUCAUCUCUUUCUCCGGAAAGGGAAGGUCCUGAGAAGAAGACCCAGCCCAGCUCUCUGUCUGAUGCAUCUGCCCAGUCAGUUCAGAUCAGAACACACACGCACAGUAAUAAGUGGCAUGAUCCAGAGAUUGUGGAGAACUCAGGCCUUAGUGCUUCUCAGGGUCUGCCUCAGGGUGCCGUGCCUAGAUGCAAUAUGGACUCCGCCACCCUAGGAGGACCUAUGGAGGUAAAAGCACAAUUCAGAACAAAGAGAGCUCAGGCCGAUGCACUUGGAGCCCAUGAGACUAGCCCAUGGAUUUCUUCCAAGUUGGCUGAUUACCCUAAAGGGGACAUGAAAGGUAUGAGAAUGAGUCCACUUUCCAGUCCACAGCAGGCCCAGAGGACAAUGAUGCCAUGCUUUGGGCAACAGUCCACUCCCCUGGAAGGUCAUCAACUUCCAGGAGGCCAUUCUUCUCUUUGGCCAACCCUCCAGCAGGGACUCUUAACAGUCACAGGCAUUUACGGUGGACAGCAAGAGUUCUCAACCCAGCAUCAACAGCCAUUGGUGCAAGGGACUGAACUUUCUCCAGUGCCCCCCAGGAUAGCUCUGGGACAUCCUGGUGUGAUUCUCAUGGAAGCAGCAAGGCACAGCACCCAUCACCAGCUUGCCCCUGAUAGGGAGGCCCCACAGAGGGCUUCUGCUUCUACUUCAUGGCAUAACGAAUGCUCACUGUCCUCACCCGAAUAUCAAAGCAACAUGCCAGCGAUGGAAAGGAACAUCUCUCCUCAAACGAGUCACACAUCGCCCUUUCUUGCAUCCCCCAAUAUCAGCAGCUCAUUGGGAGAAGCCCCAUCAUGUUGCACAGACAGACUCAUCGCCUCAGCCCCUGGGAGGGACAAGAGGCUGGAACUGGACCGGAGACUCCUUCCCCAUCCCUUAGACUCUCCUUUCUCCCACAAGUUAUUGUUAGAACAACAACAAGAUGCUCAGCCGAUUUUCAGUUAUGAUGUUCCCUUCAAGCCAAGCCAUCAGAAUGAAUAGUCGAGUCCCACAGGAUUUCCUGCUCAUGUCAAUCCCCCUGAAAUAUAGUUUACUCCAAGUUCUGAAGUGAAAUCAUCAUAUCCUUCUUGGAGCUGAGUUUUUCUGAGGGGUAAUUUGUGGCCUCAAUAAAACAGUUCUCUUUCUUGGAACUGAAUUUCCUGAAACUUUUCAAAGGAUAUGUGAAUAUUACUUUGAUAAAAACAAACAAAGAAAA
Monodelphis domestica (gray short-tailed opossum) is the source of this 3995-nucleotide messenger RNA. Its product is annotated as aryl hydrocarbon receptor-like. Gene Ontology annotation, molecular function: protein dimerization activity; nuclear receptor activity; transcription cis-regulatory region binding. The record is from RefSeq and is a predicted model, not a curated record. NCBI's taxonomy places the organism in Eukaryota, Metazoa, Chordata, Mammalia, Didelphimorphia, Didelphidae. Gene Ontology annotation, biological process: xenobiotic metabolic process; regulation of transcription by RNA polymerase II; response to xenobiotic stimulus. Gene Ontology annotation, cellular component: nucleus; aryl hydrocarbon receptor complex.